Messenger RNA from Rasamsonia emersonii CBS 393.64, 2097 nucleotides. Its product is annotated as Dynein intermediate chain. The record is from RefSeq and is a predicted model, not a curated record. Gene Ontology annotation, cellular component: cytoplasmic dynein complex. Bases 1 to 2097 code for a protein of 698 amino acids. The transcript is spliced from 4 exons. Gene Ontology annotation, molecular function: dynein light chain binding; dynein heavy chain binding. Gene Ontology annotation, biological process: transport along microtubule. Lineage: Eukaryota; Fungi; Ascomycota; Eurotiomycetes; Eurotiales; Trichocomaceae.
AUGACGCCCACGAUGCAAGCGCGGAAGGAGGAGAUCCUCGCCAAAAAAGGCGAAGCUCGCGGAGCUCAAACGCCAGCGAGAGCUGCGCCAGAAGGAGUUCAACCAGACCCGCUCCAGCAUCGGCGAGUCCUCAGAGUGCUGGACCAGAUUUCUCCCGCCCCGAGUCGUGCAGAGAGCAGAGCCGAGCUCGACAGUUUGAUCUCCCGUCUCGUUGACCGGCCUCCGUCGGGAUCGUUCAAGGACGGCGAAGGCCUCUCCCGCAAAGGCAGCAGGCCGAAUUCGGUGCUCAGCGCGAGCCAGCUCAGCGGAGACAAUGUCGAAGCGUAUACGCCUGUGCGCGCCCCGUCCCAGUCGAUUGCCACGCAGACUGACUUCACCGGGCCUCUCCCUUCCCCGCCAGAGCCGGCCCCUGAACCGAAACCCGAGACCGUCACCUACAGCAAAGGUGUCCAGACGACGGACGACUUGAUCCAGCCUCCAGGAGGACCAGCAGAUGGCCCGCUGGAAGACGAUGAAGAGACGUCGCCGUCCAGCAAGAGACUCAGCCGCAGGGAGCGUGAACGGGACGAGGAGAUCCGGGAACGGCUCCGCAAGGAGAUCGAGGAAGAGCUGCAGGCGACGAAGCAGCAGAGUGCUCAUGAUGGGCCUCUGGCGCCGUCGACACAACUUCGAUAUCCUCUACGAACGUUGACCGAGGACGAGCUCAACGCCGUCACGUCUUCGGAGGAAUUCUUGGACUUUGUGGAGCGGUCCAGCAAGGUGAUUGAGCGGGCAUUGGACGAGGAAUACGAUAUUUUGGCAGACUACGAGAUGGGCGGCGUCAAUGCCGAAGACGACGAGGAAGACGAGUAUGGCAAAAAGCGGAGAGGGAUCAAGGAGGUGACCCAAUUCUAUGACGAGCGAUGGAGCAAGAAGCGGAUGAUCAGCGAUUUGAGCUUCUCUCCAAAGUUUCCGGAAUUGGUGCUGGCUGCAUACACCAAAAAUCCCACGGCGCCUCAUGAGCCCGAUGGGCUGCUCCAGAUCUGGAACCAGCACCUGCACUCUCGACCCGAGUAUGUCUUCCAUUCGACGUCCGACAUUCUCACUGCAAAGUUCUCUCCUUUCCAUCCGAAUCUCAUUGUGGGUGGGACGUAUUCCGGGCAGGUGCUGCUCUGGGAUACGCGGUCAUCGCGCGCCGGCGGCGGUGCUCCGGUGCAGAAGACACCGCUGACCGGGUCAGGGCAUACGCAUCCGGUGUACAGCAUCGCCAUCAUCGGCACACAGAACGCGCACAACAUCCUGACGGCCUCGACUGACGGCGUCGUCUGCGGCUGGACGGUCGAUAUGCUGUCCCAGCCACAGGAGUACCUGGAGUUGACCACGCCUCCGCCGUCCAAGACGGAGGACCUGGCACCGACGACCAUGUCAUUUCCCCAGUCCGACCCGACGUUUUUCCUCGUUGGCACCGAAGAGGGCGGCAUCUACCCCUGCCACCGAUACGAUCGGGCGGGCGCCAAAGCCGGCACGGACCAGCGUCUCGCGUACCGCGGGCACGCGGCGCCGGUCAUGUCGACGGCCUUCCAUCCGGCACGAGGACCCGUUGACCUGGGCGAUCUGCUGCUCAGUUCGAGUCUAGACUGGAGCGUCAAGCUGUGGCGCGUGCGACCGCCCGCGACGACGGCGGCGUCGGCCACGUCGGCGGCAGGGCCGCAGGUAGUCUCUCCGGUGCUGGACAUCAACCGGGAAGACGUCGUAUACGACGCGCGAUGGUCGCCGCACCGACCGGGAGUCUUCGGACUGGUAGACGGGGCCGGCAACGUCGAGAUCUGGGACCUGUGCACCGACACCGAAGUACCGGUCGUGCGCACGACACCGUCGCGAGGCCGCGGGGGCGUGCUGACGCGGAGUCUGAACAAGAUCGCGUGGGAAGAGCGCGAAGGCCGCCGCAUCGCGACGGGCGGGCUGGACGGAGUCGUGACGAUUUUCGAGGUCGGCAAGGCGCUCAGCGGACCGGUCGAAGAAGUGCCGGCGGACGAGUGGACGGCCAUGAAGCGCUUGUACAUGUGCAUGUCCUACGUCUCAUAUCCAUCCUCUACAUACUACCUCCAUAGAUACUAA